Messenger RNA from Fusarium mangiferae, 1134 nucleotides. RefSeq lists its product as uncharacterized. The transcript is spliced from 4 exons. The coding region runs from base 1 to 1134 and encodes 377 amino acids. NCBI's taxonomy places the organism in Eukaryota, Fungi, Ascomycota, Sordariomycetes, Hypocreales, Nectriaceae. The record is from RefSeq and is a predicted model, not a curated record.
AUGAGUUCGAACCAACGAAUCAUCACCGACAGCAACAAGUCACCACUCAUUCAGGUCUUGUCGUUGAUGUUUCUCGUCAUUGCGAUAUUAUCAUGUUUAGUUAGGACUGGCACCAAGCUUUACAUGAUCAAGACAUUGAGGGUUGACGACGUGCUCAUCAUUGUCGCAACUGUGCUUGCGGCUUGUCAGACAGCGAUUGUCUUUAAUGCGUGCGAGCAUGGACUCGGUCAACAUUUUGAUGUUCUCAGCGCCAGCGAUCGAGACACCUUCUUCAAGAGCCAAUAUACGACAAACACGAUGCUCAUCGCCUCGCUCCUUUGCUGCAAGUUAUCGGGUACAAUGAGUCUACGAAUCAUGGCGCCCAAGAGCCAAAAAUGGAUCAUCAUCGCCUGCGAAGCCGUCGUCGGUGUUUGGGGCGUCACGGCGCUCCUCGUCAAUUUCUUCCAAUGCCAACCACCGACGCCAUGGCUCUACGGCGAUAACGAUAAAUGCAUCAAUCUCAAAGCAUUUUGGACGUACUACUCUACCGCCAACAUCAUCACCGACAUCGUCAUCGUUAUCAUUAUGGCAGAAAACGUGGUCAAGAUCCAGACCUCGUGGUCGAAAAAGAUCCUUGUAAUGAGCGUUUUUGGCAGCAGAAUAUUUGUGACACCGGCAAUCGCAGCGCAAAUCCACUACUCCAACAAGGCAUUCGACUCUGCCGAUCACUCGUUUAGCAUCUGGCCCGCCUCCAUCACCAUCCAGCUAGUGCAGUGCCUCGCCAUCCUUACCGUAUGCCUGCCCAACUUCAAGCCCUUCCUCGACAGCCUGGAGUCCGGGCAGAUCCGCGUCGACGAUCUUCGACGGCAGGGCAAGUCGAGCAGCAACGGUUACCCGACAAACAGGCCCGGCUACGCGGGGUACAAGUCAAAGACGGGGCAGAGCAGCAGAUCGCGAGCCCUGGAUCAUGCGUCCAAGACGCAGCGCAGUGAGAUUCACGAGAUGGAGGACUUUGCUAACAAGCCGAAACAUGACCACGAGAGGAGCUGGGAUGGACAGAGUCGCUCCAGCCACUCAAGUCAGAAGAUCUUGAUCCAUCAGACGUGGCAGGUAGACAUAGAGACCACGCAGGAUGCAGCAUCCCGACAAACAUGA